Thelazia callipaeda (thelaziosis nematode) is the source of this 2373-nucleotide messenger RNA. Lineage: Eukaryota; Metazoa; Nematoda; Chromadorea; Rhabditida; Thelaziidae. The record is from the annotation of a GenBank genome assembly.
AUGAGCACGAAGUGGCUACCGCGUUAUAUGACUAACCCUUAUUAUUUGGAUCCAGAACUGGAAGCCGGAGUAGUUACAAAAAAAUGGUUGGAGCAGAGAGCACUGCUAUAUCUGAGAGAAAUAUUCAGCCAAUGUUACAGCAAUGUCGAUACACAUGGAGGUGCUUACAGUGGUUUAGCUGGUAUUGCUUACGCAAUGUUGAGGGCAUCAUUUCAUUUUGAGGAUAACAAAUUUGAGUUGUUGAAAUUUGGUAACCGAAUUUUGAAACAACAUUAUAACGAGGCUCGCAAAAAUCAAGUUAUCAAAGAAACAUCUUAUUUGCUUGGAGUGUUAGGUAUAUAUGUCGUUAUUAUAAUUUACGAAAACAAAAAUGAUUUGGGAAUGAAACUCCUUGAACGCUUCAUUAAACUUUGUUAUCUCGUUGCAAAAAAAGAUGUUCUUGGUAAAGGAGAUGAUGAGCUGCUUGCUGGUCGUGCUGGUUUUCUGGCUGCUAUUUACACCAUCAGACAGCAUUUAGGACAUGCGGCCAUUCCAGAUGAUUGUGCUCGAGCUGUUGUGGAAAAGAUAAUUCAUUCUGGCAGAGCGUAUGCUGCAUCGAAGGAUUUUGGGGUUCCGCUUAUGUAUAAAUAUCAUGACCGUCAUUAUCUUGGUGCUGCUCAUGGUGUAAUGGGUAUUAUGCAGAUUUUUGACCAGUAUUUGGAUGGUCAAGCAAAGUCCGAUGUUUUAAGAACAGUCGAUUGGCUCUUGUCACUACAGCUAAAAAAUGGUAACUUUCCAUCGAAAUUAGAGGAGAAAGACAUAGAUCGAGGAGAAAACGAACUUGUGCAUUGGUGUCACGGUGCUACUGGUGCUGUGCAUCUAAUGGUUGUUGCAUAUUUACGAACAGAAGAAUAUAAAUAUCUAGAAGUAUGUCAGAGUGCAAAGGCUGCUCUGAAUCUUAUUUGGCAGAAAGGUAUUCUUCUAAAAGGACCAGGAAUAUGUCAUGGUGCUAGCGGCAGUGGUUAUGCUUUCUUACUAUUUUAUCGACUUACUAAGGAGAAGCAUUAUCUCGACUGCGCUCUCUGUAUUGCACGAAGUUUUUGUAGUGAUAAUUUUAAACAACGAGCUCGUACCCCUGAUCGACCAUACAGCUUAUUCGAAGGAAUUAGUGGAAGUCUGUGUUUCCUUUGUGAUUUGCUUGAACCGGACAAAGCACAAUUUCCUUUUAAUCCGUAUUUGGUAAAUAGUAGAGAUGUAGCAGACAAGGUUACCGAACGAGUCUUGAAAGUAGAAGCUGCCAAGCUGGCAAAAGAAAUUAUGGAAAAGAAACACACAAAAGAUGAGUUUGAUGGUGGCCCUUAUGUUGGGAUCGCAGGAGAUGGUUACAGUAUAUUUUAUGCAACGAGACUUCUUCCAGAGAAGCAAGUGGAGUUUGCAAGUUUCUGUACUAAAACUAGACGUGACGAAGGAGGUUUCUAUUUACUCGGUACUCUUGGGGUAAAGGUAAUAAAAGCCAUAUUGGAUUAUGAAUGGAGUGGAAGUGUAAAUUUACUGCUUCUUAAAGAAAUAUCAUCUUUAAUUGAUAUAAUAUGUGCUGACCAUUAUUUACCAAGAGGUGCUGAUGAAAUGCUUGUCGGGAGAGCUGGCUUUUUAGCAGCAAUUUCCACUUUAAGGAUGCGUUUACAUCGUAAGAUCGUACCUGACUCACGCGUUCGAAAAAUUAUCAAUUGCAUAAUCGAUUCUGGGCGUAAAUAUGCGCAACUUAACAGUUCUCCGACACCGUUAAUGUAUGAGUAUUAUGACGUUGAAUACCUUGGUGCUGCUCAUGGUCUCAUGGGUAUUCUUCAAAUGCUUCUUAAUUUUUUUCCUCUUCUGGAACAGUCUGCAGUAAAUGACAUUGAGAAUACACUAAACUGGUUGCUAGAAAUACAAGCGGAAAAUGGCAAUUUUGCGGUUGAUGUAAAAGAAAUUGGCAUUGAUCAUGGAUCUAAUGACCUUGUACAUUGGUGUCAUGGAGCCUCGGGAGCUGUUCCGUUAAUGAUUCUAGCUUAUUUGCAUUUCAAAAACGUCAAGUUCUUGCAGGCUGCUGAAAAAGCGCUUAAUCUCAUAUGGGAACGGGGUGUUUUGCGUAAAGGACCUGGAAUUUGCCAUGGAGUUGCAGGCAGUGGAUAUGCUUUUCUUCUUUAUUACCGGUUGACUCAAAAUACCAAAUAUUUGGACUAUGCACGAUGUUUUGCAAUGAUUGCAUGCAAUCAAGAAUUCAGAAAAAAUGCUAGGCAACCAGAUCGACCAUAUAGUUUAUUUGAGGGUAUUGGUGGUUUAUUAUGUUUUCUUGUCGACGUUUGCAGCCCGAUGACGGCACAGUUUCCUUUGGUACCGAUUAAAUUUGAUUGA